This is a messenger RNA of Ornithorhynchus anatinus (platypus), 4614 nucleotides long. RefSeq names its product ubiquitin specific peptidase 7 (gene USP7). Gene Ontology annotation, cellular component: cytosol; nucleus. Gene Ontology annotation, molecular function: cysteine-type endopeptidase activity; cysteine-type deubiquitinase activity; protein binding. Lineage: Eukaryota; Metazoa; Chordata; Mammalia; Monotremata; Ornithorhynchidae. The coding region runs from base 1 to 3306 and encodes 1101 amino acids. The record is from RefSeq and is a predicted model, not a curated record. Gene Ontology annotation, biological process: regulation of protein stability; protein deubiquitination. The transcript is spliced from 31 exons.
AUGAACCACCAGCAGCAGCAGCAGCAGAAAGCGGGGGAGCAGCAGCUCAGCGAGCCCGAGGACAUGGAGAUGGAAGCUGGAGAUACAGAUGAUCCACCCAGAAUCACGCAAAAUCCUGUCAUCAAUGGGAAUGUAGCGAUGGCUGACGGACACAACACCACAGAGGAAGAUAUGGAAGAUGACACCAGUUGGCGCUCCGAAGCAACGUUUCAGUUCACCGUCGAACGUUUCAGCCGGCUGAGCGAGUCCGUCCUGAGCCCUCCCUGUUUUGUCCGGAAUCUGCCGUGGAAGAUCAUGGUGAUGCCCCGAUUCUACCCGGACCGGCCACAUCAAAAAAGCGUAGGGUUCUUUCUUCAGUGCAACGCCGAAUCGGAUUCCACGUCGUGGUCUUGCCAUGCGCAAGCUGUGCUGAAGAUAAUAAAUUACAAAGAUGACGAAAAAUCAUUCAGCCGCCGAAUCAGUCACUUGUUCUUUCAUAAGGAGAAUGAUUGGGGAUUUUCCAACUUCAUGGCCUGGAGUGAAGUUACUGAUCCCGAAAAGGGAUUUAUAGAAGAUGACAAGGUUACUUUUGAAGUCUAUGUGCAGGCAGAUGCUCCACAUGGAGUUGCGUGGGAUUCAAAGAAGCACACCGGAUAUGUCGGUUUAAAGAACCAGGGAGCGACAUGUUACAUGAACAGUUUGUUACAGACUUUAUUUUUCACAAAUCAACUACGGAAGGCUGUGUACAUGAUGCCGACAGAAGGCGACGACUCAUCUAAAAGCGUCCCUUUAGCACUGCAAAGAGUGUUCUAUGAACUCCAACACAGCGACAAACCAGUAGGAACCAAAAAACUAACAAAAUCUUUUGGGUGGGAAACAUUAGACAGCUUCAUGCAACAUGAUGUUCAAGAGCUAUGUCGAGUGUUGCUUGAUAAUGUGGAAAACAAAAUGAAAGGCACGUGUGUAGAAGGCACCAUACCUAAAUUAUUCAGAGGAAAGAUGGUGUCUUAUAUCCAGUGCAAAGAUGUAGACUAUCGGUCUGAUCGGAGGGAAGAUUAUUAUGAUAUCCAGCUUAGUAUAAAAGGAAAAAAAAAUAUAUUUGAGUCCUUCAUAGAUUACGUGGCAGUAGAGCAGCUAGAUGGUGAUAACAAAUAUGAUGCUGGAGAACAUGGCUUGCAGGAAGCAGAGAAAGGUGUGAAGUUCCUAACAUUACCACCGGUGCUUCAUCUACAACUCAUGAGAUUUAUGUAUGACCCUCAGACGGACCAAAACAUCAAGAUCAAUGAUAGGUUUGAGUUUCCAGAACAAUUGCCGCUCGAUGAAUUUCUGCAAAAAACAGACCCCAAAGAUCCCGCAAAUUACAUCCUUCAUGCAGUCUUGGUUCAUAGUGGAGACAACCAUGGUGGACAUUAUGUGGUUUACCUAAACCCUAAAGGGGAUGGCAAAUGGUGCAAAUUUGAUGAUGACGUGGUAUCAAGGUGUACAAAGGAAGAAGCAAUUGAGCAUAAUUAUGGAGGACAUGAUGAUGACUUAUCUGUCCGGCAUUGUACGAAUGCUUAUAUGUUGGUCUAUAUCAGGGAAUCAAAGCUGAGUGAAGUUUUGCAAGCGGUCACGGACCAUGAUAUUCCUCAGCAGCUGGUAGAACGACUACAAGAGGAGAAGAGAAUAGAAGCCCAAAAGAGGAAGGAGAGGCAGGAAGCUCAUCUGUAUAUGCAAGUGCAGAUAGUGACCGAGGACCAGUUUUGUGGCCAUCAAGGCAAUGAUAUGUAUGAUGAAGAAAAAGUGAAAUACACUGUGUUCAAAGUAUUAAAAAACUCCUCGCUUGCUGAAUUUGUUCAGAACCUCUCCCAAACUAUGGGAUUUCCACAAGAUCAGAUCCGAUUAUGGCCAAUGCAAGCAAGGAGUAAUGGAACCAAAAGACCAGCCAUGUUAGAUAAUGAAGCAGACGGUAAUAAAACGAUGAUCGAGCUCAGUGACAAUGAAAAUCCAUGGACAAUUUUCCUCGAAACAGUAGAUCCAGAGAUGGCUGCUAGUGGAGCGACAUUACCGAAGUUUGAUAAAGAUCAUGACGUGAUGUUGUUUCUGAAGAUGUAUGAUCCUAAAACACGGAGUUUGAAUUACUGUGGACAUAUCUAUACGCCAAUAUCCUGUAAAAUACGUGACUUGCUUCCAGUUAUGUGUGAAAGAGCAGGAUUUUCCCAAGAAACUAACCUUAUCCUCUAUGAGGAAGUUAAACCGAAUUUAACAGAGAGAAUUCAGGAUUAUGAUGUGUCUCUUGAUAAAGCACUCGAUGAAUUAAUGGAUGGUGACAUAAUCGUGUUUCAGAAGGAUGACCCAGAAAAUGAUAAUAGUGAGCUACCAACUGCAAAAGAGUACUUCAGAGACCUUUAUCACCGCGUGGAUGUCAUUUUCUGUGAUAAAACAAUCCCCAAUGAUCCUGGAUUUGUUGUGACCUUGUCAAAUAGAAUGAAUUAUUUUCAGGUUGCAAAGACAGUCGCCCAGAGACUAAAUACAGAUCCAAUGCUUCUUCAGUUCUUCAAGUCCCAAGGUUAUAAGGAUGGCCCAGGCAAUCCUCUUAGACAUAAUUACGAAGGUACCUUAAGAGAUCUCCUGCAGUUCUUCAAACCUAGGCAACCUAAGAAACUCUAUUAUCAGCAGCUUAAAAUGAAAAUUACAGACUUUGAGAACAGGAGGAGUUUUAAGUGUAUAUGGCUAAAUAGCCAAUUUAGGGAAGAGGAAAUAACACUAUAUCCAGACAAGCAUGGGUGUGUACGGGACCUAUUAGAAGAAUGUAAAAAGGCUGUAGAACUCUGUGAGAAAGGGUCAGGGAAACUUAGGCUGCUAGAAAUUGUAAGCUACAAAAUUAUCGGCGUCCAUCAGGAAGACGAGCUAUUAGAAUGUUUAUCACCAGCCACGAGUCGAACGUUUCGAAUAGAGGAGAUACCUCUGGACCAGGUAGAUAUAGAUAAAGAAAGUGAGAUGCUAAUCACAGUGGCACAUUUCCACAAAGAGGUUUUUGGGACAUUUGGAAUUCCGUUUUUGCUGAGGAUACACCAGGCUGAGCAUUUCAGAGAAGUGAUGAAGCGAAUUCAGACAAUGCUCGACAUCCAGGAAAAAGAAUUUGAGAAGUUUAAGUUUGCUAUCGUCAUGAUGGGUCGGCACCAGUACAUAAAUGAAGAUGAGUACGAAGUGAACUUAAAAGAUUUCGAGCCCCAACCCGGCAAUAUGUCUCAUCCCAGGCCUUGGCUAGGGCUUGACCAUUUCAACAAAGCCCCAAAGAGAAGUCGCUACACCUACCUUGAAAAAGCUAUUAAAAUCCAUAACUGACUUACUUACCCACUUUGUUCAAGGCAAGGGACAAAUAAGCGUGUGUGUGCACCUUUUUAACAACCGUAGAACUUUUGGUCCACGUGCACUCUAUCUGAAGUCUUCAGCAAGAGGAUUUGCUGCUGAUGUUAAUUUUAUUUUGUUGAGGCUGUUCAGUUUGGCUUCUCUGUAUCUAUUGACUGCCCUUUUUGAGCAAAAUGAAGGUGUUUUUAUAAAGCUUGGAUGCCAAUGAGAGUUAUUUUAUGGUAAACAUAACGCAAGGCAAUGGUCAGCAUAAUGGGGGGAAGAGUUCAGUAGAACAAUUGUGACAUUGGCAAGAGGUUUGUCUGUAGUACGUUUCUAGGUGGCAUAAACUAGCUAGCUGCUUGUCCCGGUGCCCUUCACCCAAACCGCAGCUAGCCGGUCUUAUGUUUAGACUCACACUCAAUUGAUUUCCUUCAGUUAUACUUUAAAUGACCUCUCGUGCAUUUGUAAAUGCAGAAAGAAAACUCACAACAUCAAUAAAUAGCAAUCUCUACUCCAUCGUGUACAUUGUUGGCACUUAUUUGGGAUCUUGGUCUCCUCCAGCUGCUUAGGAUCUUUUUAAUAAAUUAAAGUUUGUGAUUUAAUUCCGCCACUACUCCGCAGCCCAAUGUGCUGGGUAGGCGCUCUGAAGAAAGUCCUAGAAGAUAUGGUCGGGGCUUUUUUUUUUGCGUUUGGUUUGGGGGUUUUUUGGUUGUUGGUUUUUUUUUAAUAAAAAUAAAGAACAAUUUUCCGUACAAUUAUGGUUUACUAUGCUGCCUCUUGGCAUGUUAAAUGACACUCGAAAGUUGGCAAAAGCAGGUGAAAGGAUUAUGACGAUAAUUUCGCUGACGUGGGAUAAAAGGAAAGAAAAAAGGAAAUAGCCUUUUAGCACAGAGGGCAUGCUCACUAGUGUUUAGUAAGCUGUUGACUUUGUAAAAAAAAAAAUAAAAAUAAAAAAGGAAAAAAACGAAAUUGUAUAUUUAAUGAAUGAACAUGUACAAUUUAACACUUGGAGGUUAAUUUCGUUGGGUGAGUCUGCAAGUGAAUUUCACUGAUGUUGAUAUUCAUUGUGUGUAGUUUUAUUUCAGUCCCAGACUGUUUCCUUUUAUUUUGGAGCUAAUGCCAGCGGCGUGUCUAGUUUUGAGUGCGGUAAAAUAGAAUCAGCAAAACACAUCUUUAUUUUUCAUUCUUUUCCAGUAUUUUUUUUUUGUUUCUGUAGCAGCAGUGUACAACAACUCUUCCUGUAUAUUGCCUUUUUGCUGGAAAAAUGUUGUAUGUUGAAUAAAAUUUUCUAUAAAAAUUUUA